Cyphellophora attinorum is the source of this 429-nucleotide messenger RNA. RefSeq lists its product as uncharacterized. The record is from RefSeq and is a predicted model, not a curated record. Bases 1 to 429 code for a protein of 142 amino acids. The transcript is spliced from 2 exons. NCBI's taxonomy places the organism in Eukaryota, Fungi, Ascomycota, Eurotiomycetes, Chaetothyriales, Cyphellophoraceae.
AUGUUUCAAACUCUUUCUACGCCAUCUUGGGCCAAGGCCGAACCGAACCUCGUCAGCAUGCCACGCGAGAUUCUGGAGAGAAUCAUCAGCUUCGCCAUCCCGGAUAGCGUCUGUGUCACCACCACCUAUGUACCAGGUUCUUGGAAGCAUGAUCGACCACUUGAAUGGGUACCAGGCUUUUGGAAGCAAGGUCGACCAUUCAAGUGGGACCCAGACUGGGUUUCUGGGCUUCUCGCGGUUUCCAAACGGCUUCGUAAGGUCGCUCGAAGUACCCUCGCUCAACGUGUCCAAACAAUCGCCAAGGUACAGGGCUCCUCGUGGUACCACUACCACUAUCCCCGGAAUCCAGCCAGAGUCGAUCGGGCGACGAGAGACUAUUUCACAAAGGUGCUUACACGGAAUGAAGAGCAGACUCUACAUAGCGCUUGA